Molecule: messenger RNA, 1656 nt
Organism: Acanthosepion pharaonis
Lineage: Eukaryota; Metazoa; Mollusca; Cephalopoda; Sepiida; Sepiidae
Source: the annotation of a GenBank genome assembly
AUGUGCCUAUCCUUUCAAUGUGUCUAUUCUUUCAAUGUGCCUAUUCAAUGUGUCUAUCCUUUCAAUGUGUCUAUCCUUUCAAUGUGGCUAUCCUUUCAAUGUGUCUAUUCUUUCAAUGUGUCUAUCCUUUCAAUGUGUCUAUUCUUUCAAUGUGUCUAUUCUUUUAAUGUGUCUAUCCUUUCAAUGUGCCUAUCCUUUCAAUGUGGCUAUCCUUUCAAUGUGUCUAUUCUUUCAAUGUGUCUAUCCUUUCAAUGUGUCUAUUCUUUCAAUGUGUCUAUCUUUCAAUGUGUCUAUCCUUUCAAUGUGUCUAUUCUUUCAAUGUGUCUAUUCUUUCAAUGUGUCUAUCCUUUCAAUGUGUCUAUCCUUUCCUUUCAAUGUGUCCUUUCAAUGUGUCUAUUCUUUCAAUGUGUCUAUUCUUUCAAUGUGUCUAUCCUUUUCUGCCCUAUCCUUUGUCUAUUCUUUCAAUGUUUCUAUUCUUUCUAUUUGUGUGUGUCUAUCCUUUCAAUGUGGCUAUCCUUUCAAUGUGUCUAUUCUUUCAAUGUGUCUAUCCUUUCAAUGUGUCUAUUCUUUCAAUGUGUCUAUCCUUUCAAUGUGUCUAUCCUUUCAAUGUGUCUAUUCUUUCAAUGUGUCUAUCCUUUCAAUGUGUCUAUCCUUUCAAUGUGCCUAUCCUUUCAAUGUGUCUAUUCUUUCAAUGUGCCUAUCCUUUCAAUGUGUCUAUUCUUUCAAUGUGUCUAUUCUUUCAAUGUGUCUAUCCUUUCAAUGUGCCUAUCCUUUCAAUGUGUCUAUUCUUUUAAUGUGUCUAUCCUUUCAAUGUGUCUAUCCUUUCAAUGUGUCUAUCCUUUCAAUGUGCCUAUCCUUUCAAUGUGUCUAUCCUUUCAAUGUGUCUAUUCUUUCAAUGUGCCUAUCAUUUCAAUGUGUCUAUUCUUUCAAUGUGUCUAUCCUUUCAAUGUGUCUAUCCUUUCAAUGUGUUCCUUUCAAUGUGUCUAUCCCAAUGUGUCUAUCCUUUCAAUGUGUCUAUCCUUUCAAUGUGUCUAUUCUUUUAAUGUGUCUAUCCUUUAUCCUUUCAAUGUGGCUAUUCUUUCAAUGUGUCUAUUCUUUCAAUGUGUCUAUCCUUUCAAUGUGCCUAUUCUUUCAAUGUGUCUAUUCUUUCAAUAUCCUUUCAAUGUGUCUAUUCUUUCAAUGUGUCUAUCCUUUCAAUGUGUCUAUCCUUUCAAUCUAUUCUUUCAAUGUGUCUAUCCUUUCAAUGUGUCUAUAUCCUUUUCUAUCUAUUUCAAUGUGUCUAUUCUUUCAAUGCUAUCCUUUCUAUCCUUCAAUGUGUCUAUCCUUUCAAUGUGUCUAUCCUUCAAUGUGUCUAUUCCUUUCAAUGUGUCUAUUCUUUCAAUGUGUCUUUCAAUCCUUUCAAUGUCUAUUCUUUUAAUGUAUCCUUAUUCUUCAAUGUGUCUAUCCUUUCAAUGUGCCUAUCCUUUCAAUGUGUCUAUUCUUUCAAUGUGUCUAUCCUUUCAAUGUGUAUCCUUUCAAUGUGUCUAUUCUUUCAAUGUGUCUAUCUUUCUAUAUCCUUUCAAUGUGUCUAUUUCCUAUCCUUUCAAUGUGUCUAUCUUUCAAUGUGUCUAUUUUCAAUGUGUCUAUCCUAUUCUUUCAAUGUGUCUAUUCUUUUAA